Postia placenta MAD-698-R-SB12 is the source of this 480-nucleotide messenger RNA. RefSeq lists its product as hypothetical. Bases 1 to 480 code for a protein of 159 amino acids. Lineage: Eukaryota; Fungi; Basidiomycota; Agaricomycetes; Polyporales; Adustoporiaceae. The record is from RefSeq and is a predicted model, not a curated record. The transcript is spliced from 3 exons.
AUGGACCAGGUUCUCCUCCAACAGUUGGAGUACACUGCACCCGGUUCGCGACCGUUCGGCACCUCCACUCUCGCGCUCUUCGGUCUCCCCGGCGCACCCUUCGAAGGGGUGCCAGUACACUCUCUCCUGCUGGAUGGCUCUUUGGCCGUCUGGCUGCGAGACGCCCAGCAGCGUGCACUGCCUGGAAUGGACAGCGUCAAGGUAUCUGUCCGCAUCCUGAUACCGGGAUAUACCGAAUGGACCCAUCAGAUGAGGGUACGCACAGGACAUCGGACAACCACGCCGUUCACAAUCGAACAGGCGGCAAAAGCGCUGGCCACCGAGAUACACCGCGCGUACAACCACCUCUCUCGGCAAGAAUGUGCAUACAGCGGGUGGAAGUUGGGCGCGGACGGAAUUACUUUCGAACAGAUCUUUCUCGCUGGAGUACGGCGUGUCUCGCACGCUAGCAUUCAACCUAUCCUCGUCAUCCAAGUUUGA